AUGGUCUAUGGUUAUUAUCAUAUCACUCUGCUCCUUGUGCACGUAAGCGCCAACCCCCCUGAUGAGAAACAUUACCACAAGGUCUCGGUCUCUUUGAGUCUAACGAAGCACAGAAUUUGCACAUCUGCAUUAUACACGAUGACAUAUGGACAAAUCACGGUGGAAUUCAACUGCUCCAGGCUCACUGCCACUCUGGGCUUGUCGCUCUUUAUCUUGGGUCUUGGGGUUGGGCCCUUGUUCCUCGCGCCAUUGUCCGAACAAUCUAAUAACGCCAAUCAAUCGAGUUGCAGUUAUAUGGCCCGCUGCCCGUUGUACCUGGUAGCUAUGGCACUCUUCGUUCUAUGGCUUAUCCCGUGCGCUACCGCACAAAACAUUCAAACAAUGCUCGUCGCACGCUUCUUCGGUGGAUUCUCGAGCAGCGCAUUCAUGACCGUGGCUGGAGGGUCGAUUAGCGAUCUCUUCUCGCACGAUGAGUUGCAGCGGCCCAUGAUGGUUUAUACGGCGACUCCAUUCCUAGGCCCCAUCAUUGGACUGGUGGUUGGCGCGUUCAUUAACCAAUACACCUCCUGCUGCGUCCUGCUGAUCUUCAUGGUCCUUUUCAUGUCGGAAACGUACCAUCCGGUUCUCUUGCGGCAUAAAGCACAGAGGCUGCGAAAGGAGACCGGCCGUGCUUAUUAUGCCUGGAUCGAAAAGUCCGAUAAAUCAAUCGUGACGGAGGUGAUGUGGUCAUUCUCGCGCCCGUUGCAGUUGCUAUUACUCGAACCAAUGGUGACGUGUCUGUGUGUUUAUACAUCCAUAGCCCUUGGAAUGCUCUACCUCUUCCUUGACGCCUUCUAUACCAUAUUCACCAACAACUAUGGUUUUGAGCUAUACCAAGUCGGCCUAUCGUUUCUCGGUUUGCUUUUCGGGACAGUAACUUCCGCUGCGACCCAUCCAUUCUGGAACGGGAAUUACCGACGCCUUGUGCGGAAGCGGGAGGCGAGUGGAGGAGAGCCAGGGGCCAGCGAACCGGAAUACAGAUUACCCCCUGCAAUUGCAUCUUCGAUUUUGCUUCCGCUGGGCAUGUUCUGGUUUGGCUGGACGACGCACGGAUCCAUCCACUGGAUCGUCCCGAUUAUCGGUAGCAGCUUCUUUAGUGCAGGUGUCGUCCUAGCAUUCAACGGGGUCCUAACCUUCCUUGUACAUGCGUACCCGGUGUAUUCGGCGAGUGCCAUGUGUGCGAACAUGAUCCUCAGGAGCAUCUUCGCCGCCGCAUUCCCCAUAUUCGGCGUUCAGUUGUACGAAAAGCUCGGAGAUCAAUGGGCAACGUCGCUUCUUGGGUUUGUGACUGUUGCAAUGAUGCCUUUUCCCAAAAUCCAUAGCAUGGAGUCCGUUUUCUUGCUGAAUGAAUGA
Molecule: messenger RNA, 1392 nt
Organism: Histoplasma mississippiense
Lineage: Eukaryota; Fungi; Ascomycota; Eurotiomycetes; Onygenales; Ajellomycetaceae
Exons: 6
Coding region: 1-1392 (463 amino acids)
Biological process (GO): transmembrane transport
Molecular function (GO): transmembrane transporter activity
Source: RefSeq, a predicted model, not a curated record